This is a messenger RNA of Frieseomelitta varia, 4777 nucleotides long. Its product is annotated as RNA helicase aquarius. The record is from RefSeq and is a predicted model, not a curated record. Lineage: Eukaryota; Metazoa; Arthropoda; Insecta; Hymenoptera; Apidae. Bases 260 to 4609 code for a protein of 1449 amino acids. The transcript is spliced from 15 exons. Gene Ontology annotation, molecular function: mRNA binding; helicase activity. Gene Ontology annotation, biological process: mRNA splicing, via spliceosome. Gene Ontology annotation, cellular component: catalytic step 2 spliceosome.
GCCAAUGAACAACCGUAGAAUGUAUUCUAUGAAAAUAUAAAAACUAGUAGCGUAAAAUUACGCAUGUUAGCUGUUGAUAAAUCCGAAUAAUCGUAAUAAGUACAGAUUUAUUUAGAAAGAAAAUGAAAUAAAGUGGUACAUAUGAUCGUGUAUAGUUUAUUAUAUAUGUAUGUACAUGUUACUUGUUACCAUGAGUAAUGUCGGUUAAUUUUUAACCUUAAUCUUAACCUCAACAUCGGUUGAGUAACAGCGGUGCAACAUGGAAAAUCAAAACGGAAUGACAGUUAAAAGCAAUAAUCCUGCUCCCACAGUGGAACAGAUAAAUGCUGAUCGUAUAACACAGCUUGCAAAUAAGUAUUGGGCGCCGCAUACAAUGGAUUCACAUCUUUCAUUUAGUUCUCAAAUAGUAGAAGAUAUUUAUGUCCAAGAAAUAUGCGCGUCUAAAUUCUCUAUUCGAAGAAUCAUGAUGUUAGAAUUCAGCCAAUACCUAGAAAACUUCCUAUGGCCGAAUUACAAUGCAAAAACUGCAACUCGUGCUCACACCAUGUCCAUUGUUGUCAUGGUUAAUGAGAAAUUUCGAGAAAGGGUUCAAGUUUGGGAGGCAUUUGAAAAAAGCCCUGAACAUUUUCCUGAGUUCUUUCAAAACGUUUUGGAAGCAUGUCUUGAAGAGAGUAUAAUGGACUUUGAUUUGAAGGAGCAAACAGCAUUGAUUGUUUUCUUAAAUCAUUGUUUUAAUUCCAUGGAAGUAUUACUGGUUAGAGAAGAAGUGAAAAGACUUGUGUCAUUAUCUAUGUGGAUUUCACUGCAACAAGGUCGUAGAGAAUUGGAGUUCAGAAAAUAUCCAAAGUGGAGAAAGUACUGGAAAGUCAUAAGGAAAAAGGAUAAUCCUCAAUACAAAGAGAAGUUAGAAUGGGAACGUAAAUUUUUACACAAAUUGAUGAUAAAAUUUAUGACAAUAUUGGAAACAAUAUCAGAAGAAGGACCACUUUUAUCAGAUAAGGUACGAUAUUGCGAGAGAUUUCUCGAGCUGGUAAUAGAUUUAGAAGCUCUAUUACCAACUAGACGGUUUUUCAAUACAGUUAUGGACGAUUGUCAUUUGGUAGUAAGGUGCCAGCUAUCCAAUUUAUUACAUCGCCCGGAAGGUGAAUUAUUUGGCCAGCUGUUGGAAAUGUUGAAGUUUUACGCGAGAUUCGAGAUCAACGAAGAAAGCGGUGAUCCUCUGACUGAUCAUGACAUGACACAAUUGCACUACACUAAGAUCACCUCGCUUCAGAAAGCAGUUUUUGCGAAGUUCCCGGACUUGCGAAGCUUCGCGUUGGCGAACGUGGCGAGCGUUGACACAAGAGAGGCUCUUUACAAGCAUUUUGGUUUGCUCAGUCAAGAGAAGCUAAGAUCGAUCGCAAGCUACCUGAGCUUGGUGCCAUCGGAAGAACGCGAGAAAGACGAAAAUUGGUACCGGUACGACAUAGAAUUUCUUCGAGAGCUUUUGAUUUCGCGUCACGAGCGAAGAGCUUCUCAGUUAGAGGAGCUCAAUGAAAUGCCACUUUAUCCGACAGAGGAGAUCAUCUGGAACGAGAGCAUCGUGCCAACGGAAUAUUUUUCUGGAGAAGGUUGUCUAGCCUUGCCGAAAUUGAAUCUGCAGUUUCUUACGUUGCACGAUUAUUUAUUGAGAAAUUUCAAUCUAUUCCGGCUUGAAUCAACUUAUGAAAUACGGCAAGAUAUCGAAGACGCUGUAAGCAGAUUGAGCCCUUGGCAAGCCGAAGACGGUGGUGUUUACUUUGGGGGUUGGGCUAGAAUGGCUCAACCUAUUACACAGUUUGCUGUAGUCGAAGUAGCAAAACCUAAUAUUGGCGAGAAAAGACCGUCCAGAGUACGUGCCGAUGUUACGAUAAAUUUAAGCGUGCGUAAAGAGAUCAAGUCCGAAUGGGAAAAUCUCCGAAAACACGAUGUUUGUUUCCUCAUUACAGUUAAACCACAAAAUCCAAUUGGUACUAAAUACAGUCACAAAUUACCUUUUGUACCACAAGUUGGACUAACAACUGUCCGAGGAUGUGAAGUUGAAGGUAUGUUAGAUUCAAAUGGUAGAGUAAUCGAAGAUGGUCCUGAACCACGACCGAUUUUACCUGGAGAUACUCGCACAUAUAGAGUUUGGCUAGAUUGUAAUCAAUAUAGAAUCGAUAUGGACAAUGCUAGCCAUGGUGGUGAAGAUGUGUAUGAAAGUUUUAACAUCAUAAUGAGACGCAAGCCCAAAGAGAACAACUUUAAAGCAGUUUUGGAAACAAUAAGAGAGCUUAUGAAUACGGAAUGCGUCGUACCCGAUUGGCUUCAUGAUAUAAUUCUUGGAUAUGGUGAUCCUGGAGCUGCUCGUUAUUCCAGAAUGCCAAAUGAAAUUGGUACAAUGGAUUUCAAUGACACGUUCCUCGAUAUAAAUCAUUUGAAAAGCAGCUUUCCUCAAUACGAGAUUAAAGUUUCUACUGAUAAUGAGUCGAAAUUAGUGCGCCCUUUCCGUUUAACAUUUGAAGAUGUGCUUGCAAAACACAAUGAUGAACCAAUAAAGAAAGUCAUUAAAGUUGAACCUCACGUGCCACCCAGUAGAGGCCCUUAUAAAGCUAAUGAACCAAAAAAAAAUCAAAUUCCUUUUACACCAACACAAGUCGAAGCCAUUCGUGCAGGUAUGCAACCAGGAUUAACGCUUGUCGUAGGUCCACCUGGUACUGGCAAGACGGACGUUGCUGUACAAAUUAUAUCAAAUCUUUAUCAUAAUUUUCCGAAUCAAAGGACUCUUAUAGUUACGCAUUCUAAUCAAGCGCUUAAUCAACUUUUUGAGAAAAUUAUGGCGCUUGAUAUAGAUGAAAGACAUUUAUUGCGUCUUGGUCAUGGAGAAGAAGCACUAGAAACUGAGAAAGAUUUUAGCAGAUACGGUAGAGUUAAUUACGUUCUCGCUAAACGUUUGGAUCUUUUAAUGGAAGUUCAAAGAUUACAAGAAUCCUUAAAUGUAAAAGGUGAUGUGGCAUAUACGUGUGAAACAGCAGGGCACUUUUUUAUGUAUCAAAUACUAACAAGAUGGGAACGCUUUGAAACCAGAAUUAAGCAAAGACAAGGAACAGGAAAUAAUGUACCUCCUGCUUUUAUUAUAGACGAAGAAUUUCCAUUUCAUAAAUUCUUUGAUAACGCGCCGAAACCAUUGUUUAAACGGAAUUCUUAUGAAGAAGAUCUUGAAAUAGCAUGUAGUUGUUUCCGAUAUAUAGAACGGAUAUUUGCUCAGUUAGAAGAGUUCAGAGCUUUCGAAUUAUUACGAUCCGGCUUAGAUAGAUCAAAAUAUUUAUUAGUCAAAGAAGCAAAAGUUAUUGCUAUGACUUGUACUCAUGCUGCUCUUAAGAGACGAGAACUAGUAGAUAUGGGGUUCAAAUACGACAACAUUCUUAUGGAAGAGUCUGCUCAAAUUUUAGAAAUUGAAACUUUCAUACCAUUGUUACUACAGAAUCCUCAAGACGGAUAUAAUAGAUUGAAACGUUGGAUAAUGAUAGGAGAUCAUCAUCAGCUACCACCAGUUAUUAAAAAUAUGGCCUUUCAAAAAUACUCAAAUAUGGAACAAUCUCUUUUUGCAAGAUUUGUUCGAUUGGGUGUUCCUACAGUUGACCUUGAUGGCCAAGGCCGUGCAAGACCUAGUAUCUGCAAUCUGUAUAAUUGGCGUUACAAAAAAUUGGGUAAUCUUGUACACGUGGAGAACAGCCCAGAGUAUUUAGUGGCAAAUGCUGGAUUUUUAUAUGACUUUCAACUUAUCAACGUCGAAGAUUUCAAUGGAGUGGGUGAAAGUGAACCUAGUGCCUACUUUUAUCAAAAUCUCGCUGAAGCUGAAUAUUGCGUUGCUGUGUUUAUGUAUAUGCGUCUUCUUGGUUAUCCGGCCGACAAAAUUAGUAUAUUAACAACUUAUAAUGGACAAAAGCACUUAAUAAGAGAUGUGAUAAACAUAAGAUGUGCCAGCAAUCCUUUGAUAGGUCGACCAAAUAAAGUAACGACAGUUGAUAAAUAUCAGGGUCAACAAAACGAUUAUAUAUUAUUGUCUCUUGUGAAAACUCGUGCUGUGGGUCACUUACGAGACGCGCGACGACUAGUAGUUGCUAUGUCAAGAGCGCGUCUUGGCCUUUAUGUUUUUGCUAGAGUGUCUCUUUUUAAAAACUGUUUCGAAUUAACACCUGCAUUUGCUCAGCUAAUGCAACGACCUUUGAAACUACAGCUUCUCCCUCAAGAGCAUUAUCCUACUGAAAGACUCAACGAUGCUAUUCCCUCCACUUCACCAAUGGAAAUUGAAGAUAUGCCACAUAUGGCCAAAUUUGUCUAUGAUUACUACAUAGAAAAAGUUAGUGGUAUGAAAGAAUCACAAAAGGUGUGGCAGAAACCGGGUAUGGUACAAACACCUAAUAGUCCAUCUUACAAAGUACCUGCCCAUCCUGGAGCAGAUGAUGAUACAGAUGAUGAAGAAAUUAAUCAAAUAGAUGUUGAACAAGAAAGUAUCAAAGAAGAAGAAGAAGAAGACAAAGAACCAAAAUUUGUGUUGAUUAAAAAUUUAGUUGAGGACCCAAUUUCGGAAAACGAGGAUGAUCGUUAAGAAUAAAUCCUAUAAAUGAGCUUUGAGUAAUAAUAAACAAAUAUUUUUACUGAAAAUAGGCUCUUUUUUUUAUUAAAAUUAUAUUUAUUAUACAAUAAAAUGAAAUUGAAUGUUAUAGAAAGAUUAGAAGAUAUUUGUAUUCAUUGUAAAUAAUAUCAUAUUCCCAUA